AUGGGGAAGAAAGGCCUCACCUCCAUCUUUUCCAAGCUCCCCGCCGGCGCCGACGAGCCUUCUCCGCCGUGGCCGUGGCCGUCGUGCCGGAAUCCCCAGACGGCCUCCUUCCGUGAGGAAGACCGCCACCGGCCCUGCAGAACCGCCGCCGCCGUCAGCAGGAGCCCCGCGGCUGCGGCGAGGCUCAUCCACGGCGGCGCCGGGGAAAUGUACAAGACGGUCAACUCCGUCUACCAGCUUGACUACAUCUCCGCCGACGGCUCCUGCUUCGACGACGAGGAGGAGGCGGGGCAGGACGUGCUGGAGCUGGAUGACGAUGAUGGUUUCUCGACGACGACCGCGUCGGAGGAGUGGUCUGAGGCGGUGAUCCGCAGCCUCGGCCGCACGUCCACCGACCGCUUCUUCGUCGACCCUCCGGGCCCGGCGUCCAACUCCAUCUUGGCGCUUUCGCCGGCGAAGCAGUCGGCGGCAGCACCAGCGGACGAGGCCGAGGAGAAGCCGCAAUCGGAGCCGUUGGCGUCGACGUCGCUGGUGGAGGAGAGCGUGGCGGUGGCGGUGGACUCGGAGGACCCGUACGGGGACUUCCGGGCGUCCAUGGAGGAGAUGGUGGCCGCGCACGGGCUGCGCGGCUGGGAAGCGCUCGAGGAGCUCCUCGUGUGGUACCUCCGUAUCAACGGCAAGCACAACCACGCACUCAUCGUCGGCGCCUUCGUCGACCUCCUGGUCGGCCUUGCGGCCCCGCCAGCGUCGUCCUCUUCCGCCGCGCCAACCACCACCACCACAGCGACGACGAUGACGACCACCAGCGCCAGCGGCGGCAGCGGGAGCACCGCCAGCACCAGCACGUCCAGCAGCACAUGUGGCUGCGAGGGCGACGUCACUCCCGCCACCGCAACGACAGAGGAGCAAUGCGGCGGCCGGAACGGCGACGCCUCGCGCUCGCCUGCUUCAUCAAACCACAGCCUGCAGUGCAAGGACGACGAGGAGGAGGAGGAGGAGGAGGACCUCGCCGGCGACAAGGCAGGUGACGAUCUUAGCAUCAUGAGGAGUGCACACUAG
Molecule: messenger RNA, 1059 nt
Organism: Triticum turgidum subsp. durum (durum wheat)
Lineage: Eukaryota; Viridiplantae; Streptophyta; Magnoliopsida; Poales; Poaceae
Source: the annotation of a GenBank genome assembly